CCUAUCCUUCAAAUGAAAUUCAUGAGUGAUAUUUUUCGUGGAGCAAAUUCUAGCCUCAUAGACGGAGUGUUCCAGGCAUGGCCCUCCUCCCACCAGUCGAGCGUCCGCCGAAGACUACGGAUGCCGGAGCAGCUAGAGCCGAACUUCUUGGAUGAGCCGGAGACGUUCUCUGUUUUGCGACUUGUCUUCAAGGUCAUUAAGAUCGGCGUACUCCUGCUGAUCUGGGGCUUCUUCACCUACGUUCUGGUGCGGAUCUCCACCGUGCCGGAUGCUACAACGGUGGUCACCGUGUUGCCCAACGAAACCCACCUCCGCCGGGUGAAAUUGCCAAACGAUGCCACCAGGAUAACUCUGAAAGGUCCCAUAGAUUUGGAUUUGCAGAAGUACAAAGGAGAUGCCAAGGAUACGCCCUUUGUGGCUCUGCGAGUGGAGUGGCGGGAUCGGGACUUGAAUAAGACAUUCCGCCGCUCCAGAAUGUGGGCUAUCUACCUGCUGAAAGACGAGGGUCGCUUCACGGAAGUCAGCGGCACCUUCAAGAUUUCGCCGACGACAGACCGCAAUGCGAAGGCCGUGAUCUCACUGGAAGGCCGGAACGAGGAGCCGGUGUCCCUGCUCAUGGAGGUCUCCUCCCACCCCAUGGUCACCGAUUACGGAGUCCUCUACGCCGCCCUGCUGUUACUAGGUCUGUAUAUCCUGAUCGUCUUCGAGCUCACGGAUCGCACCUUCGCCGCUCUCCUGAUGGCCACCACUGGGAUAGCGAUCCUCACGGCGCUGGGGAAUCGACCCACCCUGGAGAAUAUCAUCGCCUGGAUCGACUUCGAGACCCUGAUGCUGCUGCUGGGAAUGAUGAUUUUGGUGGCCAUAAUGUCGGAGACGGGAAUCUUCGACUGGAUGGCCGUGCUGGCCUACAGGAUCUCCAAGGGUCAUCCCUGGCCGCUGCUCGUUUUACUGAGUUCCAUCACCGCCAUCAUGUCCUGUAUCCUGGACAACGUGACCAUGCUGCUUCUAAUGGCGCCCAUUGCCAUCCGCUUGUGCGAGGCCAUGGAAGUGCAAACACCUCUGGUCCUCAUAGUAGUGGUAAUGUACUCCAAUAUCGGAGGCACCCUCACUCCGGUGGGCGACCCGCCCAAUGUGAUCAUAGCCACCAACCCGGAGGUGAUUGCCCAGGGCGUGGACUUCCUGGUCUUCACUCUACACAUGCUGCCCGGAGUUCUGGUGGCACUGAUAGCGGGCUUCGGGGUCUUCUACCUGACCAUGAGGAAAUCCCUGUUCAAGCUGCAGGAUCGACAAGUUGAGCUGGCUGCCGAGAGGGAGGCCAAUAGACGAAGGAUGAGCGCGGAAAUCUCAGCCCGAGCGACGGAGAUGCGGGAUCGCCAGUCGGCAAGACAGUGUCUGAAACCCUCGUCGAACUAUUUCGAGACCCUGGCCCAUCUGGAGGCACAUCAUCGGAUUCGCAACAAGACGCUGCUGAUCAAGUGCAUGUUCACCCUGGUCUUUGUGGUCAUAUGCUUCCUGCUGCACUCGCUGCCCUUCAUGGCCGGCGCCACCUUGGGCUGGGUAUCCAUGCUGGCCGCCUUCCUGCUCCUUAUUCUGGCCAAGAUGAACGACAUCGAGGAAAUACUCGACCAGGUCGAGUGGUCGGCCCUGCUCUUCCUGGCCGCCCUGCUAGUGCUCACCGAGGCGGUGGCCCAGUUGGGUUUCAUCCACUGGCUGAGUGAACACACGGUCAGGGUGAUCAUGAGCGUGGAGGAGAAGCACCAGACCACGGUGGGCGUUCUGGUGAUCCUCUGGCUGACCACCCUGCUGGCGGCCUUCGUCGGCAACGUCCCGGUGACCACCAUGAUGCUCCGGCUGACCAUCGAGCUGCACCACAACGACGCCAUCAGUGUGCCCCACACGCCCCUCAUCUGGGCCCUGUCCUACGGCGCCUGCUUCGGCGGCAACGGCACCCUGAUUGGGGCCUCGGCCAAUGUGGUCGCCGCCGCGAUCGCCCACCAGUACGGCUAUAAGAUCUCCUUCGUCCAGUUCUUCAUCUACGGCUUCCCCAUGGUGCUGGCCACCGUUUCCCUGGCUACCGUCUACCUCCUCCUCGCCCACUCGGUGUUCACCUGGCACAAAACGUAGGCUCCCGGGCUCCGACUCCGACGGCAGGCCCUUCUCGGAGUUGCGAUAGAUGGGGUGUUCAGUCUAUCUAGACGCCACUCCGACAAGAGUCUCAAUGUGGGUUCUUGUGGUCCCGAGAUACGUGUAUCGAUUUGGAUCGCAUGUACGCAUCAUGUACAUUUAGUAAAGUAUAAAGUGGAACUCUCGAUUACUGUCGCCCAAUAAA
Molecule: messenger RNA, 2329 nt
Organism: Drosophila biarmipes
Lineage: Eukaryota; Metazoa; Arthropoda; Insecta; Diptera; Drosophilidae
Product: P protein
Exons: 1
Coding region: 13-2124 (703 amino acids)
Biological process (GO): transmembrane transport
Cellular component (GO): membrane
Source: RefSeq, a predicted model, not a curated record